UAAUAAAGGAAAACCCCAGUCGUCUAUGAAGUGCUCCUCCUCGUAGGAGGUAGGAGGGAAGAAGAAGAAUUUUCGUUUUCUGAUAAUCCAAACAAAAAUUCCCUUACUCUCUAUUUCUCUCUAAUUCCUUCCAAAAUCCCAUCUUCUUUCUUAUAAAACUCUAGUUUUUUUGUUCUCAUCAUAUACAGACAAAGAAGAAGAAAACAAACACACAAAGGAAACGAUGCAACAGGUUUUUACUAUUGCUGGUAGAUAACGAAGAUAAUUGAACUAUUGAAGAAAGAUGGGUUGUUGUUGUUCCUCCAGAAGAGCUCAACUGGAUGGGGCUCCAGUGUACUAUUACUGCCCACAAGCUUUAGAAGAGCGUCAACCUUUGUCAGCAUCCGUCGGUACAUCUGCUCUCUCCACCGGCCUUUUAGUGGAUACUAAUCUCGACACGUCAACACCUGAUACUUAUCGGUCCCCCCCUGCACCAAUGCCUUACGAUACUGAUUUGGGACGUCCACCAACACCACCACCAGGAAGUACUCUGGCAAUUAGUGUCAACAAAAUUGAUACAGGAGCAAGAACAUCGGAUUCUGAAGCUCUAGGAGAAACUAUAAGUGGAAGUGCGUUUGAAGCAUGUUCAGUGAAGGAGGUAGAUUGCAAAAAUGAGGCAGAUUCGGUGCCUCCAUCACCAAAGAAGACAGAUGAUCUUGGAAAGUUGAAGGACCUUACUUCUUCCCCAACAGAAGAAGAGGAUUGUUGCCCAACCUGUCUUGAAGAGUAUGAUGAUGAGAACCCAAGAAUUAUUACAAAAUGCGAACAUCAUUUUCACCUUGCAUGCAUUCUCGAGUGGAUGGAAAGAAGCGAUACCUGUCCCGUAUGUGAUCAGGAAAUGGAUUUCGACCAAUCAGUUUGUAAUAUGUAGCUUUAAAGAUAAUUAAGAAACACGGAGGAACUUGUGGCGCGAUUAAGAAACGCAAAUUGUUGAUGCAAUGUGAAAAAAUGGGGCUUCUGUUGGUAGUAAUAGUCAGUUGCAUUCCUAAAAAGCUUUAGAUAGGUCAUAUGUCAGUUUCAAGCCGGACUUGUGUUAAACAUCAUCAAAUGUUUUUCUUGGUUCAGUCUCAUUAGGUUUUACCGUUUACACUGUAAUAGAGAAGCCUACAGCAAAUGAAAAUCAGUUUUUCCACUUAUUCCCCGAACUCCCCUCUUCUUAAUGUAAGUAUAUUUCUCGUCAGUUCCCCAAAUUGGUUAUAGCAGGAUUUGCUUUAUGGAUGGUUGUGAGCUGCAGGCAGGUGGGACUUGAUCCAAUCCUGAUUUACUUGUUGGCAAAAAAAGAAAAGAAAAGGGUUGGUUUGCGGCUUAUAUUUUAGUUUUCGUGGUUUGUUAGUUUUUCAGACCUUUUUUUUUCUUUUCUUUUUCUGUACAGCUAAUUUUAUCUGCAAACAAGGAUUACUGUAAGCAGUAUUUGAUUAUACUUUUUCUCCUUUUCAUCUGUUUUUGCUGUAAAUACUAAAUGAUUAUUCGCCAUGGUUUCUUCUGUC
Papaver somniferum (opium poppy) is the source of this 1526-nucleotide messenger RNA. Its product is annotated as probable E3 ubiquitin-protein ligase RHB1A. Lineage: Eukaryota; Viridiplantae; Streptophyta; Magnoliopsida; Ranunculales; Papaveraceae. Bases 284 to 910 code for a protein of 208 amino acids. The record is from RefSeq and is a predicted model, not a curated record. The transcript is spliced from 5 exons. Gene Ontology annotation, molecular function: ubiquitin-protein transferase activity.